Messenger RNA from Papilio polytes (common Mormon), 2691 nucleotides. RefSeq names its product protein embryonic gonad-like. Lineage: Eukaryota; Metazoa; Arthropoda; Insecta; Lepidoptera; Papilionidae. Gene Ontology annotation, molecular function: DNA-binding transcription factor activity; sequence-specific DNA binding; zinc ion binding. The transcript is spliced from 3 exons. The coding region runs from base 551 to 1552 and encodes 333 amino acids. The record is from RefSeq and is a predicted model, not a curated record. Gene Ontology annotation, biological process: regulation of DNA-templated transcription.
AUAGCGGCGAGCAGACGAUACGGUACGUUUUAUGGUCGGACAGCGCAUAGAGAAAGUAACGGUUCAUCGGACGCGACCUUCCCACCCGGUGUCCGCAUGCCGACUGACAGAUGAGCACGGUUUAACCUCUGAUAAUAAGAGAAAACGGGACGAGUAUAGGUGGGGAGCGGGUGUGCGAGCGAGAGGUGCGAUGUGUCUUCUUCGGUGAUCGCGAGGUGCAAGAUGAGUGUACAGUCACACACGGGCCACAUCCGAGUGAGGCUCGGGGACGGCUUCAAAAACGAACCGCGCGAUUCGCGUUGCGCGUACGCACAGACGCGCGUUACUAUUUUGAAUUCGUAUUUCGUGCGAAAUAUCGCAAAAAAGACUUAAUUAAUUUAGAACAUUAUAUUUAAGAGUCCAAUUUAGUAUAGUGCGAGCGUCAGUGGUUAAUUUUAAGUGUUGCAGUGAAAACAUGGAUAAAACCACGUAAGAGUUAAGUGAAUAACAUUUAUAAAAUUCGUAUCCAAAAAUAAGGAGGUCGGGGCGCGGGAAAUUUCAAUCUGUCAAAAUGAACCAGCAAUGUAAAGUGUGCGGGGAGCCUGCUGCUGGUUUUCACUUCGGUGCGUUCACGUGCGAGGGAUGUAAGUCUUUCUUCGGGCGGACGUACAACAACUUAUCGUCGAUAUCGGAAUGCAAGAAUAAUGGUGAAUGCGUCAUCAACAAGAAAAAUAGGACCGCCUGCAAAGCUUGCCGGUUACGGAAAUGUUUGCUCGUAGGGAUGUCCAAAUCCGGCUCGAGAUACGGACGAAGAUCUAAUUGGUUUAAAAUCCACUGCCUUUUACAAGAACAGCAACAACAGCAUAUACAACAAAUGCAAACAAGUAAAUCGCCUCCUACAUUCAAUUCAAACAUUAAUCCUUCAUUCUUACCAACAAACCUGCUCCCAGCCGCCGCGUUAGCUGAAUAUUACAAGAGUUCAGAAAAGAUACCUUUUAGUGAAGAAGUAACCAGACAAAGCGUCUCACCGUCUGACUCCGGGGCUUCAUCAGCUGAUCCUGAAGAUGACAAUAGUUCACGAAGUACGAGUGGUUUAAGUAUUUUUAGACCAGCAUCAUCUCCAUGUAGUGAAAAAGAUGUACGAUUGCAGGCGCUUAGAAAUCAAAGUAAAGAAUUGCGGAGAAAAAAACCUUCCUUGCCACCUUCUCCUUUUAGUGCAGCUUCAGCUGCUCCUAAUUAUUCUUCUAGAGCUACGUCUUUUCUACCUUUACCGACCGCGAUACAAAACUUUAGGUCAAUGCCUCCAGGAGUCCCUGCAUGGCCGCGUAAUGGCGGCGAUCUCUUGCUCCACUCUCCAGCCGUAGCCGGCAUAGCUAUAGAACAAGAUCAGCCUAUAGAUUUAUCUAUUAAAUCCGCAGUACUCUUCAGAAGUCCUAAAAGAGACGAAGUAAGCGAUUCCGAACCAGAAUUAAGUAUUGAUUUAAACGACGAUAACGCUAAGGAAAUUAUGAAGAAUCCUCUUGAUUUAAGUCUCGUUCCGAAAAGGACAGAAGAAGUUCCGAUGACUGGAUGAGAGUAGAAUUUCUUUUGUUUUUAUCAGAAAGGGUUUGUCCCAAUAUUAUGUUUUGUAUUGAAAGUUAUUCCUAAUUAGGUAUACAUUAAAAAUGACUAUCGAAUUCUGCCAUACAGUAUUUAAGUGAUUUUCUACUCUUCUUGUUUACCUGAUCUUUCUACCAUUAUUUAGUUAGUUGCAUAAAAUUAUGCUUUCAAUGUAAUGAAAUAUUUUACUUUUAAGACAAAAAUUGUAUUAUAAAUCGAAGUGUUAUUGGUGUAAAUAUUUGAGAUAUGUACGAAGUGUUAUAUACUAUGUGCCAGUGUUAAUGCCAGUUUAUGUUAUGCCAGUGUUAGAUAUUACCAAUUAAUUUUAUAUAAUGGGAUGAAGGCCAGUCGAGUGAAGCUCAAAAUUAUUAAAUGUACAAAUAAAUUUAAGAUAAAUUGUAUAUUAUAUCUGAUUUGCGACAAGUUAUCUAAGUAUUUAUUUUAGUGUUUAGGCCAGUUUACUGAGUCAUUAUAAUUGAUUAAGCAGCAAUUAACAUAAUUCGUCAAUAUUUUAAUUAGUCGAUUUAUGUUUGGUUUUUUUUCUCGCAUGUUACAUAUCGUUAUUUGUUUCGUUUGUUGAAGAUAUUUGAUAAAUUUCUUUAAUAUGCCAUUUAAUGAUGUUAAUUUUUAGUUUUAUAUUUACUCUGUACUUAUUUGCUUAAAACUUUUCUAAACAUGAAUUGAAGCUUCAUUUGUAAUUAUAUUUAGUUACCAAAUGUGUAAUAAAAAAAAAGUAAUUAGCAAAUUAAAAAAUACACGGACCCAAGUUUGUAGUUUACUGUCCGCUUGAAACAUUUGAACCCGACUUUGCGGAGCAGUCCGUUUAUGUUGGCCCUUAAAUAAGGAAUAAGAAAAUUAAAAUACAAGAACAAAUUAAUGUCAUUAAAAAUGUAAUUGCCUAUUUUUGUAAAAAUAAAACGUAGUAAAAUUUAUUAAGAUAAAGUCAAUAUUAAAAUAUGACUUAAUAAAUGUUAACUUUUACAUUCCUAGCUUACAAGUUACUUAAUUGGUUGUUAUUGUUUUCAGUGUGAUAUUGAUAUUAUUAUGUGUUUUUUUACAUUUAUAAAAUAAAUCUUAAUAUAUUUCAUGAAAGAAUAAACGUGAGUGCCUUUA